Molecule: messenger RNA, 933 nt
Organism: Spodoptera litura
Lineage: Eukaryota; Metazoa; Arthropoda; Insecta; Lepidoptera; Noctuidae
Source: RefSeq, a predicted model, not a curated record
AUGUCUUUGGAUAUCUCAUCAGAUCUACAGGCCUUUGGUGUUCCUGUUGAUCCCAUAUUUGCAGCUUAUUCAAAGAAAGAUGAAGAGAUGCUUCUAGAAACGACCAGAAAUAUGCAUCGCAUUAUAAAGUACGUGAAGAUCGCCGUAGCGCUGGCUGGAGUAUUUUGGCCAGGAUCUCUUUUUGCCAAGAGAUAUCAGAAUCCAACGGCAGUAGUUUAUAUUUAUACUCCUUUUGAAACCCAUUCUUGGACUGGCUACUCAUUAUCCGUACUGAUGGAAGUGCUACCCAUAGUAUGGAUUGGAUACGGCCACUUGGCAAUCGACUGCCUUGUAGCAGCGUAUUAUGCACAGGCGGAAGUCCAAUUGAAGAUCAUCAAGUACAAUUUAGAGCAUUUGUUCGAUACCAACGGUGCAACGGACGGGGCAGAAGAUGGACGAUGUACUGCAUAUAGGGAUGAGCUGGAUAGAGACCUUAGGGGUCGCUUCGUGCAUUACGUUCAGAGAUAUGAAACCGUGGCCUGGUACACAAAUGAAAUAAGUGACGUUUUUAACUACGCGAUAUUUUUUGAAUUGUUCAGUUCCUCUGCUUUGCUUUGUUUGAUCACAUUCGUGAUGAGUUACACUCCAAUUGUAUCGAUAGCGUUCGUUUUCUACACGGUGAUGCUUAUUGUGUUGGUGAUACGGGUGUUCGUUUAUUGCUAUUUUGGCAACAUGGUGCAAUUUCAAAGUGACUCUGUAGCGACAUCGGUGUACCUCAGCGGCUGGCUGUCAGUGUCUCCUCGAUUCCGUCGCGACAUCCUCAUCGCUAUGCUGCGCUGGUCUAAGAAUAUCACACCGAUAGUUUUUGGGAUUGUUCCUCUAUCACUUGACACUUACGUUUCGGUUCUCAGAGCAGCCUACAGUUUGUUUGCGGUUCUCAGUACGAAACAGUAA